Pundamilia nyererei is the source of this 2023-nucleotide messenger RNA. It is a transcript of the gene usp46, whose product is annotated as ubiquitin specific peptidase 46. Lineage: Eukaryota; Metazoa; Chordata; Actinopteri; Cichliformes; Cichlidae. Gene Ontology annotation, biological process: protein deubiquitination. The transcript has 9 exons. Gene Ontology annotation, cellular component: nucleus; cytosol. The coding region runs from base 382 to 1491 and encodes 369 amino acids. The record is from RefSeq and is a predicted model, not a curated record. Gene Ontology annotation, molecular function: cysteine-type deubiquitinase activity.
UCAAUUCGGUUAAAUCCGGACCAAUCAGGUCCGGGGGUUUCCCUUGGUGGGCGGGACUGUAGUGCUUCCUCACACAGCAGGCUCGUUUCCUAGACGUUGCUAACAACCUGCUGCCUGCAACUUUCGCCUGUCUCCUCGUGCACUGUCGUUUUCCAGCUGAGGGGUGUUCGAUAUGUGCGCGAGGAUGCAGCCGUGUCCACACUGAGAGUCCCCCUCAGCUCCGUGCCGGCUGCAUGGUGCUCCGUGUCUCUCUGCCUGCUUUCUGACGCUUGAGGUUGCAGUCUGGCCUCCAGCCGCGACUGCGAAUUAACUUCAUUGCUCAGCGUCGCCUUGCUAUGUUUAUUUUAUAAAGAUGGCGGUGAAGGGGACACUGUAAACUAAAUGACUGUCAGAAACAUCGCCUCCAUUUGUAAUAUGGGCACCAAUGCCUCUGCUCUGGAGAAAGACAUCGGCCCGGAGCAAUUCCCAAUCAACGAACACUACUUCGGAUUGGUCAAUUUUGGAAACACGUGUUACUGUAACUCAGUGCUCCAGGCUCUGUACUUCUGCCGGCCUUUCCGGGAGAAUGUGCUGGCGUACAAAGCCCAGCAGAAGAAGAAGGAGAACCUGCUCACGUGCCUGGCUGACCUCUUCCACUCCAUUGCCACGCAGAAGAAAAAAGUUGGCGUCAUACCGCCCAAGAAAUUCAUCUCCCGCCUACGGAAGGAGAACGAUCUGUUUGACAACUACAUGCAACAAGAUGCACACGAAUUCCUCAACUACCUGCUGAACACCGUGGCUGAUAUUCUGCAAGAGGAGAAAAAGCAGGAAAAGCAGAACGGGCGCCUCAAGAACAAUGGCACCGCCGUCACCACCGAGGCUGAGACGGAGAACAAGACGGAGCCCACGUGGGUUCACGAUAUCUUUCAAGGCACACUGACCAAUGAGACGCGCUGCCUCAACUGUGAAACAGUGAGCAGCAAAGAUGAGGAUUUUCUGGAUCUUUCUGUGGAUGUAGAGCAGAACACAUCAAUAACACACUGUCUCAGGGACUUUAGUAACACAGAGACUUUGUGCAGUGAAUACAAAUACUACUGUGAGACAUGCUGCAGCAAGCAAGAAGCACAGAAACGGAUGCGUGUGAAGAAACUUCCUAUGAUCCUGGCGCUACACCUCAAGAGGUUUAAGUACAUGGAGCAGCUGCACCGCUACACCAAGCUGUCCUAUCGGGUGGUUUUCCCAUUAGAACUCCGUCUCUUUAACACGUCUGGGGAUGCAGUCAACCUGGAUCGCAUGUAUGAUCUAGUAGCUGUGGUGGUGCACUGUGGAAGCGGCCCAAAUCGAGGUCAUUACAUCACUAUAGUGAAGAGUCAUGGCUUCUGGCUGCUGUUUGAUGAUGACAUUGUGGAGAAAAUUGAUGCCCAGGCCAUUGAGGAGUUUUACGGUCUUACCUCAGAUAUCUCGAAGAACUCUGAGUCGGGAUACAUCCUCUUCUACCAAUCCAGGGAGUGACGCUGGAGAAGGAUAGGAAGGACUUUGUUUUGUUUUUUAAACUUCAGCCUAACAGACUCUUCAUCUCCAUCCCAUCCUGCUCCUCCUCCUCAAGUCAGACCUCUCUGAAGUAUGUGCCAAUCCUCUGCCCCAGUCUCACCCUCUGGGUUUUACCUCGUCUAUUUCUUUUCUCUGUCACUCUCUUUAUUUUGAUUCUUGUCUUUUAGCCACCUGCAUUUGGACUGCACUUUAAUAUGAAAAGCAAAAAUGCUCAACAGCAUGAUCGGGGAGGAAAAGGUAUUGCAUCAAGCAGCCACUUGGUGUUCUCAACCAGGAAGGAUUUGGUGCACAUAUAGACAGUUUCAGAAAUUGUACUUUAUCAUUUUUAUGUAUAUAUGUAUAAGAUCUACUUCCAUGAUGUGCCACCCAAUCAUACUUCCUUCCAUUAGGGCUAUUCCCCUUCCUUAACUGAGCUUCGGUGUAUUUAUGUCUUUAGUGGGUGCAUGAGAAAUGUAUGAAGAUGGAGACAAACACUGUAUAAUACGCAUUGAGA